Messenger RNA from Penaeus monodon (black tiger shrimp), 5182 nucleotides. RefSeq lists its product as uncharacterized. NCBI's taxonomy places the organism in Eukaryota, Metazoa, Arthropoda, Malacostraca, Decapoda, Penaeidae. The record is from RefSeq and is a predicted model, not a curated record. The coding region runs from base 1 to 5040 and encodes 1679 amino acids. Gene Ontology annotation, biological process: cell-cell adhesion. Gene Ontology annotation, molecular function: cell adhesion molecule binding. The transcript is spliced from 25 exons. Gene Ontology annotation, cellular component: cell-cell junction.
AUGAGUGCGCGGGUUCUCACGGGCUUGUCUUUUGUUUUCCGAGGAUUAAGACAGAUUUGGACAUCUUUCAGAUUGCUGAACCUGAUUGGCCGUUUCAACGAACAAUUUGAUACGCGGAAAAUAGAUGCUACAUUCGGCUGUGCUUUCGAUGUGCCUGUAGUGUCGAGUGUGAGUGCUGACCCUGUGUGUCGUGGUGUGCUGUCAGUGGAGCCGACUCGGCUGCGUACACACAUGUCUCUCCCGACGUUCCAGCGGCUUUCGUUCGAGGACGGCUCCCCGAUCGACAACGGCACCGAGAUCGGGCCCUUUGACGAGGACACGACGCUGACCCUCGUCUGCGAAUCGGGCGGAGGGAAACCCGUCGCCAAAGUCACCUGGUGGAACGGCAGCCAGGCGCUUGCAGGCAAAUACUCCGAGACCUUCGAUGAGGACGGCUCAGGUCUCGGCAGGAACGUCCUCCAGGUCUCUCUGACCCGGGAUGACCUCGGCUCCGUCUUCACCUGCGAGGCCGAGAACGCAGCUAUGACCUCGCCCUUCGUGGCCUCCGUCAGCAUCGACGUGAAUGUGCCACCGCUGAGCAUGGACGUGACAGGUGCCGAGGAGGCAGUGCUUGAAGGCGAGAUGGUGACACUGUUGUGUGAAGUGCGUGGUGCCCGCCCGCCCGCCACCAUCACCUGGAUGAACGGCACAGUGCCAGUCGAAGAGGCACCCACCGUAGUUAACGUGCAGGAGGAGUCCGUGGAGAUCCGCCUUGAUGACAACACCUACAAGACACAAAGUCAGCUGACCUUCGAAGCCACGAGAUUCGAAAACGGACAAAUGUUUUCAUGCGAAGCCACCAACUCGGUGCUGGAGAACCGCAACGAACAGCCAAUGAAGAGCGAGGUUGCUCUCAACGUUCACUACGCCCCCGUGGUGAGGGUGAGUCCCGAGAACAUCACCGUGAACGAGUCAAUGGACAUCCUCGUCUUCUGCCAGUACGAUGCCAACCCGCCGGAGCUGACUCAUGUCUACUGGUACCAGGACAACAACCAGGUAGACGUCGCCGGCUCUCCCGAGAAAUACGGGAACGGCAACGUCGACCAUCCGUCUCUGCUCAUCAAGAACAGCUCGGCCUCAGACAUGGGCGAUUACACAUGCCGCGUCGCUAAUAAGAUCGGGUCAUCGGAGGUCAUCAACAUGGCGUCGGUCAGCGUCCAGUUCCGGCCUCAGGUUCACGUGCUCAUGGAACCAUCUGAACCUGUGUCGGAGGAAGCGCGACUCAAUGUGACCCUUAUAUGCGACGUCGUAAGGGCUAACCCCGAGUUCCUGGUGCGCGUGCGCUGGUACCUCGAUGGAGAACUGCUGAAGGAACUCCCCGAGUGCUACGGCAACAACUCGCUCUAUGACCGCGAUUCGGACCUCUGCGACAUCGACCCCUCGCGCCUGCUGCUGGAGAAUGUAUACAGGGACUUCCAGGGGAACUACUCGUGCGAGGGCAUGAACGACGCCGGCUGGGGAGCGAGGUCGAACGAGGCCGAGCUGGUGGUCCAUUAUCCUCCAGGAAAGGCCACCAUUGCUUAUCGACCCCCCAUGGCUGUGAAGGGCAUCUCGCUCGAGCUCACCUGCAGCGUGCAGGACCCCGGCCAACCCGAAGCAACGGAGUUCAUCUGGUACCGCGGCGCCCAUCGCGUUCCCGACGAGACCUCCGCCACGUGGAUCAUCGACCCCGUGUCCCUGGAGACCGAGGACGAGUUCACGUGCAUCCCCGUCAACAGCGAGGGGUCGGGCGAGAACGCGACCACCAGGAUUGAUGUUCUGGCCGCACCUGUCUUCAUCGAGCGUCUGCCUCCCUACUACGGCGCCCUCAUGAAUGCCGAGGAGGUCUCGCUGUCGUGCCGCGUCGAGUGCUCGCCGCUGUGCUCCAUCGAGUGGUUCAAGGAGGACGUCCCUCUGCACAACGACACCUACUACAUCAUCAGGACGGAGACCAUCCCGCCCAAUCCUUCGUCGGGUGACCUCGAGAGCGUGCGCUCCUUCCUCACUUGGAGGAUGAGCAGGUGGCCUGAGGGCGUCCUGGACCGGGAGCAAGACAACGCCAAUUACACCUGCUCCUCCACGCCCAACGUCGCCGGCCCAGCGGUUUCCUCGCGGACCUAUUUUAGAGUGGAAUACCCCCCCGAGGAGAUCAUCGUGUCGCAGUCGUUCAUACAGGUGGUGGAGGGCGAGGUGCCCCCCAAGAUCGAGUGCCGGGCGUCGAGCUACCCGGAGGCCAUGUACGUCUGGUUCCACGGCGAGGAGGCUGUGUCGAGCAACGCCGUUCUCAACAUCGACUACCCGAUCGAGCGCAAUCGGGCCGGCGAGUACGUGUGCGUCGCCAAGAACCGCCACGGAGAGAUGACCGCCUCGACCGCCUUCGACGUCCUGUUCAAACCAGAAUGCAAGAUCGACCGGGAGGAUCGAGGCAGCGGCGAGGACGCUGAAAUUCUUCUCAUCUGCCGAGCCUCCGCCAACCCUGAGGAUGUCGUGUUUAGAUGGCGUCUAUUGAACGAGACCUUGACAGAGCACGUGACGUCAAAGGGCCUCACGUCCUUCCUACGUCUACCUGCCACGGCGGAAUCCCGAGGAACCUAUUACUGCUACGUCAAUAAUACCAUCGGCGAGAGCAUCCCCUGCGAGAUCGAUGUAACAGGUGUCGCAGGCAUCAUUGAGAAGCUCGGAGAUGACAAGAUCUUCACCAUAUCCGCCAUCGUAGCUGCUGUCGUCGUCCUGGUCCUCAUCAUAUGCGUCGUCAUCAUCGUCAUUUGCCGCAGACAAAGACAAGUCGGAAAAUUCAACGGUGCUGGAAGUCUGCCGGACAGAGAGAACACGGAAGGGACCUCGCCCCGCCCUGACCCCUUCUCCCCCGCCUCAGUCCAACCAGUACAUAAGUGGCCGCUCCGACCAGGUGUCCACGUCCAUAUCAACUCACUCACUAGCCUGACCGAUGACUCGAAACCCUUACAUAACAACAACACGAUCGGAUCCGCUACAACGAUGACGAGUCUCUCCUCGCCUCCUCCACCACCCCCACCACCUCCUCCUCCCAAUUCCUCAGCCCCUCCACCUCCACACCACCUGCAGCAGCAACACCACUCCUACCAUCACAGCUUGCACCAUCAUAAACAGAUCAAUCAGCAUCCGAGUUACUCCCACCCACUCCAGCCUCACCAACAAUACCCUUCAACGCUCGAUACGAAGCGUGGAAGGUCAAGCAUCCGCAAGAAUAACUCCCACAAUAACUCCCACAAUAACUCCCACACACUCCCUCGCCAAACGUCCAUUGACAUCCCUCGAGAUGACCACAUAAGCCUCCACUCCACCGGUCACUCUCCCAACUCCUAUCCUCACUCCACGACUAACAACUGUAGCACGAACAAGCAUAGACCAAAAAGUGCUGUAUCUGACCUUGACGCAAACUCUCACAUGGGGAAUUCAGUCGUGGUACAGACCAAGCCAGAAACCAGCAGCGGGUCAUCGACUGGACGCAAACGCAAAAAGCCAGGUCAAGACCCAGAGCCUUCUAAGACCCCGACCGUCGGGCCAAAGGAUAAUGGAGUCCCUUCACCGCCUGACGAAGACAAACAAACCUUCUACGAGAACUUGCCUUUCCACGGAAUGCAGCCGCCACCAAAUAAGGACGCUCCAGAUGCCGCCCUGACUGCUGGCGGAGGAAGCAGACCUCCCAGUCAGCUGAGUCAGCAGGCGUCGUCGGGCUACGGGUCCACUCGCAGCCGGAAAGACGUCACUCUGACGCAGUGCUCGGAGGAGGGCUCAAAGGGCAAGCGCCAUGACGUGAGCUUCCAGCAGGACGUCGAGGACAGCUCGGGAGGAUUCAGCCGGCUCAGGAGGCAGAACUCCGAGUCCUACGGCUCGAUGAGGAGCACCUCGGAGAAGUCGGCGAAGAGCGCCCUGGCGAGGACGGCGGCGUACUUCUCCAUGCGGCUGCCCGGCGCCGCCAGGAGGAAGCAGCGGAAGAAGAGCCAGGGCGAGGAGAACCACCAGAUGAUCGACAAGCAGAAGCCCAUCAAAGCCGUGCCGUCGAGAGACUCCACCGCCUCGACGACGCCGCUGAGAGGCUCGGAAGACGCAGCUCCUUCGGCCUCGUCGCCAGAGCAGCAGACGACCCACUUCUCCAGCGAGUCCAAGCACAGCGUCACCUCGCAGCCCACCAGCAGCACGGUCAUUGUCGAGUCCAGUCAGACGUCAAAGCUCACGGUCGUCACGCGGCCCUUUUCGAGAGCGGAGUCCAACAACAACUCGGUCUUUGCCGAGGGCGCGCCCCACCCGAGCGGCUUCCGCCCUGCUAGAAGCACCAAAGUCUCCCCGCAAGAGCCCUCCUCCGACCCACGCACUGGUGACGUCACGGGGAGCACAGACACCCUGCCGACCCCAGCGCCGCGGAACGGCGGUGGCGGGAAGCAAAAACACACGUACCAAAAUAUCCCUCUCCCUGCCAAGGAUAAGAGUAAGAAUGGCCAGCCAACCCAACAAGAUUCAUCCGAGAACCGAAAGACUGCCAGCUACGGGUCAUCCCAGCAUCAGAAUCCUACGCCUAGCUCCUCCUCCUCCUCCUCCUCUCCGUCCUCAUAUCACUACCAGCCUCAGUACCAACAGCACUACCAAAGACAGCCAUCUUUGUAUAAACAGUAUCCUUCAUCAUCAUCCAUAAAUCAGACUCAUCCAUCAUAUCCAUCCUCACGACAGCCAUACUCAUCAUCCACAUACCCCCACAGUUCGGAGAGCCAGUCUCACGCGACGUCAUAUCCCAGUACCCAAUCACAUCCUGCCACGUCAUACCCCAGCAGCCAGUCACAUCCUGCCACGUCAUAUCUCAACACCCAAUCAUCAUAUCCCUCAAAAAGCCAAUCACAUCUCCCGAAAUACGCGCCAGGAGUUGUGUACGCUGACCUAGCCUUAUCCCGUAAUGGCCAUCCUCACUCGUAUAGAAGAGAUCUCAACACAGAGUAUGCCAUCCUCCAGUUUAAUGGCCCGAUUGUUGGCCAGGAAAUCGACGUAUAGAGCCGUUCCUGACUGACCUGGGAGGAGGGGACCUAGAGUACGCCGACGUGGACUACGCCACCUACACCUACGGCCCCAUCCCGUACAAGGCCGCUUCCGUCGCCAACGCUCAGGAGAAAAAGGCCGAGCACGAAGCCGAGCA